This is a messenger RNA of Xenopus laevis (African clawed frog), 3814 nucleotides long. It is a transcript of the gene prpf6.S, whose product is annotated as pre-mRNA processing factor 6 S homeolog. Gene Ontology annotation, cellular component: nucleoplasm; U4/U6 x U5 tri-snRNP complex; catalytic step 2 spliceosome. Lineage: Eukaryota; Metazoa; Chordata; Amphibia; Anura; Pipidae. Bases 71 to 2989 code for a protein of 972 amino acids. Gene Ontology annotation, biological process: spliceosomal tri-snRNP complex assembly; RNA processing; mRNA splicing, via spliceosome. The transcript is spliced from 21 exons. The record is from RefSeq and is a predicted model, not a curated record.
AUCAUUGUGCGCCGGAAGUUUAUAGUUCGCGGUGCAUGCUGGAAGACGCUUAGGAACACAGACUUGGAAGAUGGCGGCCUCCACAUCUGCAGGAAGCGGCGCGGGGCCCUCGGGCUCUGGAAACCCAGCCGGUGCCUCGGGACUGACCGCAGCUAUCACCGGCACUAUGAAUAAGAAGAAGAAACCGUUCCUUGGGAUGGCGGCACCGCUCGGAUAUGUACCGGGCCUGGGUCGAGGUGCCACUGGCUUCACAACCCGUUCAGAUAUUGGUCCUGCUCGUGAUGCCAAUGACCCGGUGGAUGACCGCCAUGCCCCUCCGGGAAAGAGAACUGUGGGGGACCAGAUGAAGAAGAACCAAGCAGAUGAUGAUGAUGAAGACUUGAAUGAUACAAAUUAUGAUGAGUUCAAUGGCUACGCUGGGAGCUUGUUUUCUAGCGGCCCCUAUGAGAAGGACGAUGAGGAAGCAGAUGCCAUAUACGCAGCCCUGGAUAAGCGUAUGGACGAGAGGCGAAAGGAGAGAAGGGAGCAGAGAGAAAAGGAGGAAAUUGAGAAAUAUCGUAUGGAGAGACCCAAGAUCCAGCAGCAGUUCUCUGACCUGAAGAGGAAGCUGGCAGAAGUGACAGAAGAAGAGUGGCUGAGCAUCCCUGAGGUGGGAGAUGCACGUAAUAAGCGCCAGAGAAACCCACGGCAUGAAAAGCUAACGCCUGUUCCCGACAGCUUCUUUGCAAAGCAUUUACAGACAGGGGAGAACCACACGUCAGUUGAUCCACGUCAGGCGCAAUUUGGAGGUUUAAACUCCCCUUUCCCAGGAGGACUGAAUUCUCCAUACCCUGGCGGGAUGACUCCGGGGCUAAUGACUCCUGGUACUGGGGAUCUGGACAUGAGGAAGAUUGGACAGGCCAGGAACACACUAAUGGACAUGAGACUGAGCCAGGUGUCCGACUCUGUAAGUGGUCAGACUGUGGUUGACCCCAAAGGUUAUCUGACUGACCUGAAUUCUAUGAUCCCAACCCACGGAGGAGAUAUCAAUGAUAUUAAAAAAGCCCGUCUACUUCUGAAGUCUGUAAGAGAAACAAACCCUCAUCACCCUCCAGCCUGGAUCGCUUCUGCCCGUCUUGAGGAGGUGACUGGCAAAUUACAAGUAGCUCGAAACCUCAUCAUGAAAGGAACAGAGAUGUGUCCCAAGAGUGAAGAUGUCUGGCUGGAGGCUGCUCGAUUACAGCCCGGGGACACUGCCAAGGCUGUGGUAGCACAAGCUGUGCGUCACCUCCCACAGUCUGUGAGAAUCUAUAUCCGAGCAGCAGAGCUGGAGACCGAUCUUCGAGCAAAGAAACGUGUCCUGAGAAAAGCUCUGGAGCAUGUCCCUAACUCUGUCCGUCUGUGGAAAGCUGCCGUGGAGUUGGAGGAGCCAGAGGAUGCCCGAAUCAUGUUGAGCCGUGCCGUUGAGUGUUGCCCAACCAAUGUGGAGUUAUGGCUGGCUUUGGCUAGGUUGGAGACCUAUGAAAAUGCCCGUAAAGUUCUGAACAAAGCUCGGGAGAACAUUCCCACAGACAGACAUAUUUGGAUCACAGCUGCCAAGCUGGAAGAGGCCAAUGGGAACACACAGAUGGUGGAGAAGAUUAUAGACAGAGCAAUCACAUCUCUGAGAGCCAACGGAGUAGAAAUCAACCGUGAGCAAUGGAUACAGGAUGCUGAGGAGUGUGACAAGGCUGGCAGCGUAGUAACAUGUCAGGCAGUCAUCAGGGCUGUAAUUGGCAUCGGAAUAGAAGAGGAGGAUCGGAAGCACACAUGGAUGGAGGAUGCUGACAGUUGUGUCUCUCACAGUGCCUUGGAGUGUGCCAGGGCUAUCUAUGCCCACUCCCUUCAAGUUUUCCCCAGCAAGAAGAGUGUGUGGCUGAGGGCUGCUUAUUUUGAGAAGAACCAUGGUACAAGGGAGUCUCUGGAAGCACUCUUGCAGCGUGCAGUUGCCCACUGUCCUAAAGCAGAAGUGUUGUGGUUGAUGGGAGCCAAGUCCAAGUGGCUCGCAGGCGAUGUACCGGCUGCCAGAAGUAUCCUUGCCCUGGCUUUCCAGGCCAAUCCCAACAGUGAAGAGAUCUGGUUAGCCGCCGUGAAAUUGGAGUCUGAAAACAAUGAGUAUGAGCGAGCUCGUCGACUGUUGGCCAAGGCUCGGAGCAGUGCACCUACUGCCAGGGUGUUCAUGAAAUCUGUAAAGCUGGAAUGGGUUUUGGGGAACAUUGAAGCAGCUCAGGAUCUCUGUGAGGAAGCCCUACGUCACUAUGAGGAGUUCCCCAAACUGUGGAUGAUGAAGGGACAGAUUGAAGAGCAAAUGGAACAGACUGAAAAGGCCAGAGAUGCUUAUAACCAAGGGUUGAAGAAGUGUCCCCAUUCUACGCCUUUGUGGUUACUCCUGUCUCAUCUGGAGGAGAAGGUUGGCCAGCUGACACGAGCCAGGGCUAUCCUGGAGAAGUCUCGUCUGAAAAACCCAAAGACUCCAGAGCUGUGGCUUGAAUCUGUGCGUCUGGAGUUCCGAGCUGGUCUAAAGAACAUUGCCAAUACCCUGAUGGCUAAAGCUCUGCAAGAAUGUCCCAACUCAGGAAUUCUUUGGGCAGAAGCAGUUUUCCUUGAAGCCAGGCCCCAGCGCAAGACAAAGAGUGUUGAUGCUCUGAAGAAGUGUGAGCAUGAUCCACAUGUGCUGCUGGCAGUUGCUAAGCUCUUCUGGAGUGAACGCAAAAUUACAAAAGCUCGGGAAUGGUUUCACCGAACUGUGAAAAUUGACUCGGACCUAGGGGACGCCUGGGCAACCUUCUAUAAGUUUGAACUGCAGCACGGUACAGAGGAGCAGCAAGAGGAGAUCAGAAAGCGUUGUGAAAACGCAGAACCACGCCAUGGGGAGCUUUGGUGUGCAGGGUCCAAAGAUAUAAAGAACUGGCAGCAGAAGAUAGGGGAGAUCCUUGUCCUGGUGGCAGCUCAAAUCAAGAACACGUUCUGAUGACCCCAUUUUGCAGUGCAUGGCCAAUCCUAUACAUACACACAUAUACAUGCAUUUGGAUUCCCUGUUCACUGGAUUUUGUCUCUGUCAUGCCAUGCAGAAGUGAGGAAAGGAGAAUUAUUCUGUAAAUGUUGUCUUGGAGCAGUUCCUAAUUUGGGAUUUUCUGUGAAAGUUCCACAGCAUUGCUUCCCUUUCCAUUUCAAUAACAAAAGACUCUCCUAGUACUUGGUGUCAGGAGACCAUUUCUAGUUUAGAAAACCACAUCGGCUUCAGAUGAAACCUUUCUGCUUUGUGAAGAAGGCUUUAUUUUUUUUUUUUGAGUGUUUUGUUGUCCAUUAUUGCUGUGUACUAUGGAUUGUUGCUGAUAUACAAGAACUUCAUAGGCUUCCUGAGUUCUUAAUGACACAUUAUUCCUGUGAAAAUUUGGUGCUGCCUCUAGUAUCUGGACAUUAAUCUGUAAUGAAACACAAGUCAAUAUCUCUUAUUGGGAUCUUGGCAUCUGAUUUUGACUUGGGACUCUGGAUUUUACAUCUUUACUACAGGGACUAAAAUCUUAGUGGCUGGUUGUUUUAAUCUUCUCACGAUACAAGCCUUGUUUGUGUGGAAGGUAAGCUUGUAUUAGUUGUUUUAUUGUCCGGAAGGUAAAAGACCACUUCACCCACUUUCAGCUACACUUGCUAGUAGAUGCUGUUAGUUGGCUUCUGCAGGGAAAACAGAGCUCUGUCUGUGUUGUGGCUCAUGAAAUGUGAUUUUUAACAAAAAAAUACAGGCAAGCUUUGUUUGUGUUUGCAUCUUAGCACCACAUAAUAAAGUCUGUGACCUUUA